Messenger RNA from Rhincodon typus (whale shark), 1502 nucleotides. RefSeq names its product mediator complex subunit 19b (gene med19b). Bases 385 to 1134 code for a protein of 249 amino acids. Gene Ontology annotation, biological process: positive regulation of transcription by RNA polymerase II. Lineage: Eukaryota; Metazoa; Chordata; Chondrichthyes; Orectolobiformes; Rhincodontidae. The record is from RefSeq and is a predicted model, not a curated record. Gene Ontology annotation, molecular function: transcription factor binding; transcription coregulator activity. Gene Ontology annotation, cellular component: mediator complex. The transcript has 6 exons.
CCUAGCAACUUCUUGUCUCGCAAUAUGCAUUGGACGAGAUGUUCGAAGGUUAAGGGAAGCCUCGCGCCGUCACAUUGGACAAAGAGGGGCACCCCACCCGCUUAGAUGACGGCUCCCGACCCUGGAUUGGACAAAGCAAAUGCCCAUCAACGCUCGGUACGGCGCUUUCCUGCGUCCUAUUGGUCUAGACGGACGCCCAUCACAUUGUCGGCGUCGACUCCCGAGCUCCGAUUGGACAAGGUGGUCUCUUAUCAACGUGUUCUAUCCGCUCGGUCAGGGCAGUCACGUGACAGGGAGAAAAACAAAGAUGGCGCCCCGUGACCGAUAACGAGUCAACGGCGGCUGUUGUUGUUGUCUUUUUAUGGGGGCGGUGUAGGUUGUGCCAUGGACGCCAUCAAUACUCUCUUCUCGCAAAGCGAGUCUUCCCUGUUGGGCACCACCUCGCCGGCCAUGAGCUCGUUCGCUAAGCAGCAGCAAGCAGUGUCGGUACCUGGAGGAGGCCCGGGCCCAGGACCGCCGCCAGCUGCUGCGGGGAUGGACGACCCGCUUCGGAAAACAGGCGGGGCCGGGGGCGGAGUCCUCCAUGACCCCUUCUACAUCAUGAGGGAGUUACCAGGUGGAACAGACCUCACUGGAAGCACGAAUCUCAUUACUCACUACAAUCUGGAGCAUGCCUACAAUAAAUUCUGUGGGAAGAAAGUGAAGGAUAAGCUGAGCAAUUUCCUGCCAGACCUGCCAGGAAUGAUCGAUAUGCCUGGUUCACAAGAUAACAGCAGUCUACGCUCCCUCAUUGACAAACAACCAAUCUGUGGCAACUCCUUUAACCUUCUGACUGGCACCUUGCUCACGGGCUUCCGACUGCACACGGGCCCGCUACCUGAACAAUAUCGACUGAUGCAUAUCCAGCCUCCAAAGAAGAAAAGCAAACACAAACACAAGCACAGUCGGACUCAGGACCCUGUUCCACCAGAAACACCCUCUGACUCCGACCACAAGAAGAAGAAGAAAAAAAAGGAUGAUGAUCCUGAUCGGAAGAAGAAAAAGAAAGAGAAGAAAAAGAAAAAGAACCGUCAUAGCCCGGAGCACCCAGGACUGAGCAGUUCCCAACCCAGCAGCAGCAGCAGCAUGCGUUAAGAAGCCAGGGUGGUCUGAUUCCCACCAAACCCCCAACCCCCUCCCCUCUGUCUCUGUCCCCUGUGGAUUGGGGGGAGAGAGAGAUAGAGAGAGAGAGAGAGAGAGAGAGAGAGAGGUACUGACCUGUUGGACCAGUGCUGGUGGAGGGAAGGGGUGGGGGGUGUGUUAUAUGGAGCAAGUGUCUGGGUCCAACAGGAAAAUGUCUGGACCCCACAGGGAGGGGAAUGUAGAGAGAGAGAGGGGGGACUGCAAGCUGAGAUGAGAACAGGACACGUACUGACCUGAAGUGCCCCCGAUGGUGGGUUUGUCUAAAUGUUUUUUUUUUAAUUUAAUUUUCCUUUGUACAAUAAAUUUUUUUUAAAUUUAAA